This is a messenger RNA of Benincasa hispida (wax gourd), 968 nucleotides long. NCBI's taxonomy places the organism in Eukaryota, Viridiplantae, Streptophyta, Magnoliopsida, Cucurbitales, Cucurbitaceae. The record is from RefSeq and is a predicted model, not a curated record.
AUGGUGUGCCAUUCUUUUCAACCUCCUCAUCACAAAUAUGGCUUCUUCCAAGUACUUAAUAGCUCUGCUUCUUGGGCUGCUCACGCCACCCAAGCCUCCAGUGAGCCCAAUUUACAAGCCACCCAAGCCUCUGGUAGGUCCAAUUCACAAGCCACCAAGCCACCAGUAGGCCCAAUUUACGAGCCACCCAAACCACCCAAGCCUCCGAUAGAACCAAUUUACAAGCCACCCAAGCCACCCAAGCCUCCGGUAGGUCCAAUUCACAAGCCACCCAAACCUCCGGUAGGCCCAAUUUACGAGCCACCCAAACCACCCAAGCCUCCGGUAGAUCCAAUUCACAAGCCACCCAAGCCACCGAAGCCUCCGGUAGGUCCAAUUCACAAGCCACCCAAACCUCCAGUAGGCCCAAUUUACGAGCCACCCAAACCACCCAAGCCUCCAGUGGAUCCAAUUCACAAGCCACCCAAGCCUCCGGUAGGUCCAAUUUACAAGCCACCCAAGCCUCCAGUAGGCCCAAUUUACAAGCCACCCAAACCACCCAAGCCUCCGGUGAGUCCAAUUUACAAGCCACCCAAGCCUCCGGUAGGUCCAAUUUACAAGCCACCCAAACCUCCGGUGGUUCCAAUUUACAAGCCACCGGUGAUUCCAAUUUACAAGCCACCUAAACCUCCCCUUACUCCAAUUUACAAGCCACCGGUAAGUCCAAUUUACAAGCCACCGAAGUCUCCUAUGGAUCCCAUACACAAACCACCGAUGCCAAUUGACAAACCAGCCUCUACGCCCACCAUAUUCUUACAAGCCUCCGUACAAGCCACCAACAUCCAACUGAGUUGUGUAUUGAAGUGAAGCAAUGCAUGGCCUAUGGUUGAUGGUGUUUCAAGAAAAUAUAUCUACUUACUUUUCUUCUUGCCUAUUUUUCAUGUUUUUCCUAUUGGAAAUUUAAUAAGAAAAUCUAAACUGCCAACCCA